Molecule: messenger RNA, 6516 nt
Organism: Pocillopora meandrina
Lineage: Eukaryota; Metazoa; Cnidaria; Anthozoa; Scleractinia; Pocilloporidae
Source: the annotation of a GenBank genome assembly
AUGGACGAGACGAGUAGCGACAUGGAAGAAACUAACGAUCAAACACCUUAUUUUGAUAAAGAAACCGAGCAAGAAGCCUUGGUUAAACAUUCAGAUGUGACAAUGAAACAAAGAACUCCGCCAUACGUGUAUUUCCUGACAGUGUUUGCGGCAAUCGGGGGAUUUCUGUUUGGGUAUGACACCGGUGUUGUUUCGGGAGCAAUGAUCCUCAUAAAACAAGAAUUCCAUUUGUCCUCUUUUUGGCAAGAACUCAUUGUUAGUGCAACAAUCGGCACGGCUAUAUUGGGUUCUCUCUUUGGAGGUUUUUUGAAUCAAAGGUUCGGGAGAAAACCUAUGCUCAUUGUCUCUGGGCUGGUGUUUACUGUUGGGGCUGUUGUAAUGGGUGUCGCUCGUUCAAGGGAAGUUCUUCUCAUUGGAAGGCUCAUUGUCGGCUUGGGAAUAGGUAAUUGAUGAGAAUGAAAUGCUUUAUCUAUUUCAAGUAUUGAUUUAGUGAUUGUGAUAGAGUUUAAAUUGUAGCUCGUUUUAUGAUGAUCUCAGGGUAACUUUUCUUCUGCUUAUAUAAUUAUCUGCUUAUAUAAUAUAGAACGUGGGUGAGAGUUAAUUUAAUCGUUUACGUAACAAUGUUUCAGCCUUGGAGCUAGUUCGGUAAAAUUUCUGCACUGCCCCAUACUAUUGUAAAACAAAUCUGUUUUCCCAAUGGCAAUGUAUUGUUUUUGUCAUUGUUUUCUCUCUCCAAGAACUGAAUGCAUAAUGUAGUAUGGGGCUGUGCGGAAAUUUUACCGUUAGUUCUCGUGUUAAAUCUAUCUAUGAUCCAUUUACGAGCACUAGUGUUACACCAUGAGCAGUUAUAACUCAUGGGGUAACUCCAAAUGACCAUGCCAACUAAUUUUUGUCAUCUUACCGGUACCAGUACACAUAAACAGAUGAUUGCUUUAACCCUUUCACUCCUAAGAUCUCAUUAGUAAAUCUCCCUACUAUCUGCCAUACAUUUCUUAUGAUUUUAGUUUGGAGAAUUAGGUAUUGGAUCAACUAAUUAUCUUCUAAUUUACAAUUUUCUUCAUUCUCAUCACUUGUCUACUUGAUAUUGUAUUGAUAUUGUGAAAAUAAAUUCUGUCUUGGUCACUCGUGCAUGUAUAAGGGAUAAAGGGAUUGUAAUUUUUCCUUGUUUUUAUAUCAUCUGCUUAAAGCUGUAGAUUAACUCAAACCUGUAUUAAUACUUCAACUCCCAAGAUCUGAUUGUUAAUUCUCCUCUCUAAGUGCUAUACAUUUCCUUGUAAAUUAGUUGCAAGAAUCUGGUGUUAGAUUGAGGAAAAAAAAUUACCUGAUAAGUUUGAGUAUUCUCAUUACCUGUUUGGUGGAAAAUGUUUGGAUAUUGUCAGGAGAGGUCAUGUGUCAAUCACUUCUGGGAGUUAAAGGGUUAAGUGGAACCAUAUUAAACAGUUUAAUUAAGUCCUGAAACUUUUCUCCUUAAUCACUGUAUAUUUCACUUGGGUGACCUCUAAAUACAGGCUUGACUGUACUUGAUAUUUCAAUGAUGUCAUUGUUCACCUUUAAAUGGAUAUUUUGUACCCUGAAAGGGGUGUAUAUGUCUGACAUUUUAGUUUGCAAAUUUAUAGUGAAUUGCAUAACCCCUUUAAAUGUUCUGUUUUUUUUUUCUCUCAGGGGGAGCAUCAGUCACAGUCCCUGUAUAUAUUGCUGAAACAGCUCCAUCAAACAUAAGAGGUCGCCUUGUCACUGUCAACAAUCUUUUUAUCACUGGGGGCCAGUUUAUUGCCUCUGUGGUUGAUGGUAUUUUCAGCCCUUACAAAAGAACAGGAUGGAGGUACUUAAAUAAUUCUUUAUAACUUUAAGUAAAAACACCAAGGUAGAUAAUUCUCUUGAUACUCAUUUCAUUCUACAAAGCUGAAUGUAAAUGUGGUAAUUUAGUAUUAUCAACUGAGUUGAUAAUGAAGAAAUGUAAAAUGGUUUCCAUGUUUACAUAGCCUGAUGUAAACAUGCAGGAGGUUGGGAGAACAUUAGAUACGCGUAGGAAACCACGACACAAAGCGGAGUGGUUUCCAGCUUAUCUCGUGUUCUCCCAACCUCCUAAGUGUUUACAUCAGGCUAUGUAAACACGGAAACCAUUUUACAUUUCUUUUAAAAAAUAACUAAUGAAAGAGAAACUGUGUUUACAUACGCUCAUGUAAAAUGGUUUUAUGGCCAAUCAGAGCAUGCGCACUAUUUGAAUUAUUUUAUAAUGUAAGUUGGCCACUGCAAAGAGUUAAAGCUGUUGAACUCUUUAAUCUUCUCAACUCAGUUGAUAAUAUUAUAUUACCCUGUUAUACUUUCCCACUGUUGGAGCAGCACAGUUUCUUUAGAAAUUUACCCCCCAGGUAAAUGCUCUGAUUUCAUGGGGUAAGGUGUGGGGUGUGGAAAGGCUUCACAUCUUGCACUUUAAUUUCCAAAUCGAGUAAGUUUCUGCUUAGAUUCUAACUUCUAAUUUAAAUAAUUUGUUAACCCUUUCACUCCCAAGAUCUCAUUAAUAAUUCUCCUUACUGUCUGCCAUACAGUUCUUAUAACUUGAGUAUAGAGAAUUUGGUUUUGGAUUAACUUUUAAUUCCCUUACUGAUAUUUUUCUUUAUUCUCAUAACUUUUCUGCUUGAUAUUGCAUUGAUAUUGUUAGGAGAAAUUCUGCUUUGGUUACUUAUGGGAGUUAAAGGGUUGGGAGAAUUUUUCUCGCCAAGAUAUCAUCUCCUAGUUCAUUGUGUGCUCAGGGCUGAACUUAAAGAUUAAUAAUAAUCGUACAUCAAUAUUUUGGGACGUCUAUUUUAAUAGGAUAGCAAAUUUGUGAAACAAUAUACCUAAUGAUGUUAGGCAGGCUGAGUCUAUUGACUCUUUUAAGUGUAAACUUAAGUCGUUUUAUUUCAAGAGACUUUUCAACGUUUUUGAUGGCGACAACUUUCUUACCUUUAAAAUAAUUUGUCCUAAAUGUCACCAGGUAAAUACCCUUGUUGCAUGCACUUGUUAAGCAACCUAUUUAGUCUAUUUUUAUUAUUAAGUUAUUUUAGGAGGGGGUUGGGUUGGAGCUUAAACCUAGUAGGGGACUUAUGUCCUAUUGUUUUUGCUCUGGUACUGCUUUGUACAAAUCCUUAAAUAAAUAAAUAAAUAAUAAAUAAAUAAAUAAUAAAUAAAUAAUAAAUAAAUAAAUAAAUAAAUAAAUAAAUAAUAAAUAAAUAAAUAAAUAAAUAAUAAAUAAACGAAUUGGUCUCCCAUCUACUCUCUUUUGCUGUCAGAAAAAUCUAUGGAUAUUGUAAAGAGACAGUCCUUGUUAAUUGCACCUGGGUGUUUCAGAGAUUAAAAGUCUCAAACUUGCAAAAUAAUUUUUUUCAGGUUUUUUGUCAGGUGAGGGGGAAGGGGGGAGGCAAAGAAAUUAUUGCAAAUGAAAGGAGCUGUUUCCACCACAAGAUUUGCUCAGAUGAGGGAUGCCUCUUCAUCCAUUUAAAUGCUGACUUUGCUCAUAAGAUCUUAUUCAGCGAUCUGUUGUAGCAAGUAGACUAUAACUUCCCUUCAAAAUUUCAUCCAGUCUGUUGUCAGAAAGUUUUACAUUUUUUUCUUUCUAUUUUCAUAGAUUUAUGCUUGGUUUAGCGGCAAUACCAUCCAUUGUUAUGUUCUUUGGAUGUCUGGUGCUGCCAGAAAGUCCCCGCUGGCUUCUCAGCAGAGGGUUCUCUCAGGAGGCUAAGAAAGUUUUGGUCAAACUGAGAGGCACAGACAAUGUGAAGGAUGAAUUUUCAGCGAUGCAAACUGUAUGUGAAGAGGAAGAAUCAUUUCGCAAAACUAGUAAGUGGUAUCAGUAGCAGUAUUGUGGCCUAGCAUCUUUGUACGAAUCUGUUAUCAUUAAUUUGUGAGAAAAGGUGUACAAUACAUCACUUUUGAGGCUAAGACUUACAAGUUGAUUUAGCUACAUCCAGCAGCCUUAAGGUCAUGAAUUCACACAUUUUUUAAAAAUCUUAUUUUAUCGAUAGACUUAACACACAACAGAGUCGUUUUAAAUUAUUUUGCUUUCUUUUUAGAAUCAUUUUCCUUCAGUAAAAGCACAACGUUUCAGAUGGUGGCAACCAAAAGUACAAGGAGAGCUCUCCUGGUGGGCUGUAUGUUGCAGGCGAUACAACAAUUGUCAGGGAUCAAUACUGUUAUGUAAGUGAAAACGUUUUUAGAACUUCUUAAUUUAAAAUUUAAUGUCUCGUAAGUGGACAACUGAAGUCAUCUGAGAUGUGCCGUUAGCGCGCAUGCUCCAACAGUGGUACUUGAAUCAUACAUAAAAACACACACAACUGAAUACAAACCAUUGCUCACACUGAAAUGGACAUUUGCGUGAAAUGUUCCUAAUUCUCCGUCGCUUAAUUUUUAGCAAGAAUUUGCCUUUUUCAAUUGUUUUUCCCAGUCUUGAAAGGUCUCUUGAAUCUCCAUAAACGAUUGCUAGCCAGCCGAAUAAUUUAAUUUUUCUCGACCAAUUUGUAAUUUAGGUCGUCAAAGGGCGACUUUGAAAUAAAAGUUUUGCUUGGAAUCCAGGCAUGACCACUUUUUUUAGCUUAAAAACUUUAAAAGUGAACUUAUAUAGAUUGGCAUGCUUCCUAAGGUAUUUACUGCUUCUCUAUUCCUAAGCACUACACGAGAUGAAGAGGUUCGACUGCAUCUUGCAGAGCGGGCGUAAUUUUGAAAAGUCAAAGCUCAGUAUUUUCUUAUAGUGGCAGCAAAGGUUGGGGACAGAAAGGAAUUUGUACUCGUGGGGUGAGCGACAGUUAUAAGGAGGGAGAGGAGAGGAGGUGCGUCUUUCCCCGCCCCCUCCCCCGUACGGUUCACUCUAACUCCAAAUCAAACUUUCCGAUUGCAAGCUUGUAACGUUAAUUCGCCCAAAAGGAUGCUUGUAAUGCAGGCAAAUUCAGAGUUUCCAUGUUAUUUCCAGGUACUACAGUGCAACGAUUAUACAGAUGUCUGGUAUACAGGGAGACCAGUUGGCCAUCUGGUUGGCUGCGGUGGUCGCAUUCGGUAAUUUCGCUUUCACCAUAAUUGGAGUGUUUCUUGUAGAGAAGUUGGGACGUCGUAAACUAUUACUCGGGAGUCUUGCGGGGGUCACUCUUAGCUUGUUUCUACUGGGUGGGGCAUUUUACAUGGCGAAGCAACACGAUGCUGCGAUCACAUUUCACGAGAAAACGCUGUCCGACCUAAACAACAACAAAUGUCCCGCGACUGGGUACUGCUUGGAUUGUCUCAAAGAAAAAUGUGGAUUUUGUUAUGCUAAAGACUCUACCAGCAAUCCUAUAAAUGGUUCUUGUGUUCCAAUCAAUUUAUCUUCUAGUGAUAACACGGCUGCAUUUGGUAGAUGCAGUCGCAAGGAUCAUUCAGUAACAUGGUCGUACCAAGCUUGUCCAUAUAAGUAUGCCUGGUUAGCAAUUGUAGCUCUUGUUUUAUAUAUCGCUGCGUUCGCUCCGGGGAUGGGGCCAAUGCCAUGGACUAUAAAUUCCGAGAUCUACCCCCUGUGGGUCCGUAGCACAGGAAAUGCGUUUGCUACAGCAACGAACUGGACAUGUAACUUGGUGAUUUCCAUGACUUUUCUCUCUCUGACUGAGUGGAUUACGCGUUACGGUGCAUUCUGGCUGUACGGGGGAAUUUCAGUUUUUGGCUGGUUGUUUUUCUUUGUUUAUCUUCCUGAAACGAAAACGAAAUCGUUAGAGGAACUUCAACAUUUAUUUUCAUAGUAAACAAUAACAGUUUUGAAUUUUGAUAAUUGAAUUUUUUGGUGGAACUUUAAAAUGGUCUAUGUGAUGGAACGAUUCCUUAUGCUGUACCUUAAAUAUUGUGGGAUGCGUCAUGUAUCUUUUCCAGCCGCUUUCAUAUCACUGUCUUAAGUUUGUAAAGGCUAUCGUUGUUUCACUUGCUACCCUCGCAGGAGCAAGAUCAAAAUAAGUCUGCUCACAUUUCUUUUAGUAAUCAUAUUGUUACGUUGACAAGAUCUAUGUUUCAUAAGUGGCCUUGAUAUGUGUGUUGUACCCUAGCUACUAUUAGUUUACAUAAGCCUUUUUUAUUGUGUUUCCUUUAGUUCAAACCAUACAACCACAACUACAACUUGGCAACAAUCACAAGUACAUCCGAUUUCUACUUUUCAUUCUGUUUCUCAUCAGCAUUUUUUCAAUAAGCAUUCUGAUUGUUUUUACGUGGUUUUUCUGGAAUUUACUCAAUGUGGGUUCGAGUGUUAUCAAGCUCCUGGGGUUAAGUUGCCCUUAUGCUAAUGUAAACGGGGCUUCGAUCCUGGAAAGUUAUAAUAUGAAAGUAAUAAUUUAAAGGUGAGAUUGUCACGAAAGUUUCUAGUCACUGCUGGUGUCCUAGCGGAUAUGGACCCCCCUAGAUUUGGACCCCCCGAUCCAAAUCCGCUAGCGGAUAUGGACCUCCCUCCGCAGAUUUGGACCUCCCAACAGAACUGAGUGAAAACAUCAUCCUUAACGUUCUCGUAGAAAUAGAUAAUACUUUACAUUUCAGUGC